Messenger RNA from Lodderomyces parapsilosis, 4203 nucleotides. RefSeq lists its product as uncharacterized. Bases 1 to 4203 code for a protein of 1400 amino acids. The transcript has a single exon. NCBI's taxonomy places the organism in Eukaryota, Fungi, Ascomycota, Pichiomycetes, Serinales, Debaryomycetaceae. The record is from RefSeq and is a predicted model, not a curated record.
AUGCUUUCAAAUAGGGUAAUUGCAAAACAGUUGUUGAAAACCACAAUUGCAAAAACGCCACAGUUGGCACUCCCCGCGUGUUCGACAAUAGUCAAGUACCACAAAACUUUAGAUCCGCCUCGCUCUUCAGUGAAUCUUGUCAGAGGAUUUGCUACACAUUCUGAGGAGUACGAAAUUGACUAUAUCUCGCUAAAAAAGAAGACCAAAAAGAAAGGUGAAGACAUCAAUGAAAAGUUGAAUAUUGACAUCGCAUUACCCAACUUUACAAUCAAAAGGCCCCGAAACAUUGGAUAUCCGUAUUACAUAAUCCAUGAUUGCAACGAGUCAUUAAUGAAAGAUGUACUAGACUUUUGCAUGUGGGAUUUCAAGGUGACGAACGAAAAGGGUUUCCCUCAGGGGCUUGCUUAUACAGAGUAUUACUAUGACGAGUUAAAGGUCUUUGAACAAUUCUUACAAGACACUUUUAACCACAGGAUUGGAACUUUUGCUGACUUGUCAGGCCUGGAGAUUGUUAAUACUUUGUUCAUAUUUAGAGAUUACUACACCAGGGGGGAGAUCCCUCAAGUUACAAAAGAAACCAAGUCCAAAUUUGAUGAGAUGGUAAAGUUUUUUGUCGAGUUCGUUAAUAAGGAUGCUCAGUUCCCUCAAACAGUGGUAAAGGAGUACUUUCCAAAGGUGAAACGCUCUAAAGAAAUUUCAGAUUUUCUCAACUUAGGCUUGUACUUUUAUGUUUCAGAGUUAAAAGCUUUAGACCGUGAGUUUAACUUUAAGAGAAUUAGAUCAAAGAACGAUUUGAUACUUCAAAUUGACAGGAUGGUUGGAAAGUUUGAUCACUUUUUGGAAAAUAGCCAGCGCGCUGACGAAUCAUUCUUCAAAACGUUGAUUCAAGCUGAAAGGUAUGAGGCAUUACGUGAGAAAUUAGCAAAAACAAUCACUCCUUUGAAGUUGAUCAAGGCUCUCGUGGAAACCAAUAAUUUUGAACCUGCAAUGAAAGAAUGUAUGUUUGAAAACUUGAGUGCCAAAUUUGAUAGAGAAGAAGUGAAUGAAACCUUAAAAGAUUUGUGCGUGGUAUGGAGUAUGCUUGAGUUUGGAAACUUUAUACCCGCAACUAGCAAAUAUAACGAGUUGGCGCCACGACUUUAUGAAAUUUCAACAACACGUGAUCAUCCAUUCGCAGAUGAAGCAAAGAACUUGUUGGAGGUCUUGACGACUGAUGAAUUGCGGUCUGGUAUGUUACUUUCCCACUUUACUGCUUACAACUUCCACACUGCAAAGUAUAAAUUCACUGGUGAUUUGCAAGAGGACUGGAUUUUGAACGCGUUGCUCAAAUGGAACUUUCCUUUGGAGGUGGCCUUGACGAAGGAUUUUGAAAAGGAAUGGUGCAAUUUCCUGCCUGGAAGCUAUGCCGCUUCUGAGGCGUUUUUUGGCAUAGAUAGUAGCACCGUUGUAAACCUUGCUCAAAACCCCGACAUCCUCAUCAAAUUUUUGGAAUUAAAUGGAGACAGUUUGACAAAGUGCUUACCUGAGGGAUCACUAUUGUUGCAUAUGAAGAAGGAUCUUGCCGCUGCAAAACGAGGACUAGGUGUCGAUUUCGCUUUCUAUUCUGAUGUUGACAAUCUUGUAAAAGCGAUCGAGAAGAGGUCAAUGUUGACACCAGGCUCUGUUGAUACGCUUGUUUCUGCACUUGAGGACGCGUCAAAGUAUUUAGGUACUCAUUUGGAGGUAUUGGACGAGAUUGCAAAAGGGUCUGAUGAGGUGGCAAUCCAUGACAGGCACACAAGUACAAACUACAAGCAAAUACCCGACUGGUUACGUCUUGAAAGGCACGUUGCUGAGAUUGAAUUUCUCAAGGGUUUGACUGGGGAUUUCAGCGACAAAACUGCGGUCAUGUCUGUUAUCGAGAAUGUCACCAAUCAAAUUUUAGAGGAUGACACAUUGUGGCCUGAAAUUAAUCAUGGCAGUUUGCUUACAUUGAGGGCGAAGUUGAAGGAGUUUUCCGUGAACAAUACCACUGAUUGCCUAGAAAUCUUAAACACGGUCCUUCUUAGCAAUGAUGUGUUUGCUCAAUUUGAAAAGCACAUGAAGGAAAAGCCGGCACAAAAAUCAGCUCCGUAUGUCCAAUUACCUGAUGAGUUGGAAUUAUACGAUUUUGUGAAUGAGCUAACUAAACUUAAACAUGCACUUGGUGGUUUAUCUUUCAAUGAACAUACAAGCGACGACGUGUUCAAGGCAUUAGAUUAUCAAAUUGAAAGCUUUUUUGACGAUGCCAAGAAUAAGGACUCGUUGAUUUCUAGUAACAGCGAAUCUUUUAAAUACAUUAGAUUAAAGAGGAGAUUGAGCAGGUUGUUUGACAUGAAUGGCCAAAACACAGAUGUUUUGGAUGUGUUGCUCAACAGUCAAGCAGUGUUUGAUGGGUUUGAGAAACGAAAGAUGAGGUCAGAGAAGAAUAUCGAGGAAGUUUCUCAAGAAUACAGACAAAUGCCUAAUGAUUUUAUGUUAGAGGAGUACGUGCUUGAAUUGAGCCAGCUAAAAGUUUCAUUAAACAUUGAAAGAUUUGCAGAUGUAUAUGCAAAUGAAAUCUUGGGCAAAAUUGAGGAAUUUUCCAAAGCCAAUUACUCAACUAGUGAUAAGAAAUUGAUUUGGCAUAAGUUGUAUCGAAACUUGGCAUUGCUUUUUAAACAUAACCACGGAUCAACUUUUGUGUUGGACAACGUUUUGACAAGCGCUACAGAGUGGGAAAAGUUGGGAAAAUUGGUGAAGCCUCCAAGGAACCCACUUUCGGAGCAAUUAGACCUAUUGAAAAAGGAAGAGCACGAUGUGUUAGGUGCAUUCUUAACCGCAUCAAGAUUAUUAUACAAGUCCGAUGUAAUACAUGUGUCAAAAGAGGAGUUCAAUUCAUUGGUUGAUGUGUACAUUGCAACUUUGGAUGCAACAUCGCUCGGCUACUUAUUCAAGAAGGAGGUUUUAGCUUCGUUAAAGGAGUACAAUGCUGCGAUUCACCACUAUCCAGCGUUCCUUGUUUGUCUUUACGGAAUGAGUAAGAACUUGAAUGGUGAGCCAAUUACAGAGGACAGAUUACAAGAAUUCUAUUCUGAUUUGAUGAGAAGCGUAAAUGAAGAGACAUCAGCACCCAAAAAGCAGAGGUUGGAUCCAAAGAAUGUCACAACGCCAGCGAGAAAAAAUGUCCUCACAAGAGAACAGGUUAGCGAGACACCUGAAGUUGAGUAUGAAUACGACAUUCGUGAAUACGAACCAUUGAAGCCUGAUGUAAGGAGUGCAAACGGUUCUUUAGCCAAGCAGAAGUAUCACAACUCAGAACAAUACAUUGCUGAUUUGGACAAUCGAAGAAAUACUGUUUUUAAAGAUGAAACUUUCGAAGAUGCAGUGAGAGCUGCAUUUGUCUCUGCGUUGCAAAAUGACGAUAUACCAGAAACGGAAUCACAUUCAAGAAGUGCACAUAAGCCGCGCAAGAGACUGAAUGAUAGAACGUCAGCAACACUGGCAAGUGCAAAUGCAAUUGAUCCUGCUAAAGUUGAGGAAUAUCUCACAAGACUAAACAAGGAUGAAUUGUCAAAGCAAAGACAGGCAGAUGCUUAUAAAUGGAGCAAAACAAGGUAUGAUCAAUCAGUUGCGGCAACUAGCAAAAAAUACUUACUUUUGAGUUUAAUUGGUGAUGAAAUCCCCGUAUCGGAAAAUUUGAUCCGUGAUGAGCUUGCCCAUAAAUCAGAUAUAUUUGAAAUUUUGGACAAGUUCAGUGACUCGGAGCUUGCUAUUGUCAAUGACAGAUUACAGUGCUUACAAAAUGAGAAUUACAAGGUUGUCGGAUACAAGCUGGAUGGCAAGCGCAAGUACUUGAUUUUAGAAAAUGAAGGAGAACGGGGUCCUAAAGGAGCUUCAGGUAAGUCUUCAUGGGGUAAACGUGCAACUACAGGAGCAGUUACGGCUAUGCUUGCAUAUCUUGGCUUGAGCUUUAUUUCAGAUGAACCAAGGAAAAAUCUGGACGAUGCUGUGCCUACUGAACAUCCUGGUGGUGAAUCAAUGGAACCUGCAGCUGGUGAAGCAAAAGAACUGAUGGAAAUUGUGGGUACACCACUUGUUGAUACAGACAGAGUAACAAACGAGCCAGAGUUGAUUACACAACACGAGAAGAAAGCCAGUAAAGGUGGCUUCAAUUUGAAGAACAUCUUGUGGAACACCAAAUGA